Limanda limanda (common dab) is the source of this 516-nucleotide messenger RNA. Its product is annotated as homeobox expressed in ES cells 1-like. Gene Ontology annotation, biological process: pituitary gland development; regulation of transcription by RNA polymerase II; forebrain development. The record is from RefSeq and is a predicted model, not a curated record. Gene Ontology annotation, cellular component: nucleus. Lineage: Eukaryota; Metazoa; Chordata; Actinopteri; Pleuronectiformes; Pleuronectidae. The transcript is spliced from 5 exons. Gene Ontology annotation, molecular function: DNA-binding transcription repressor activity, RNA polymerase II-specific; RNA polymerase II cis-regulatory region sequence-specific DNA binding. The coding region runs from base 1 to 516 and encodes 171 amino acids.
AUGGCGUCGGCUCUGGUUCCAAGAUUAGUAUUUUCAAUUGAUCGGAUUCUGGGUUCGGAGCUGGAAAGACCGGGAAACUGUCGAAAGCUCCACAGACCGUGGACAGAGGUCGGAGCAGAGAAGGAGAACAGAGGAAACACCCUCGGCUCUAAACAACAACAACAACACAUGACUUCUCACAGGUCGACAUCCAACUGGUACGUCGGACGCAGACCACGCACUGCCUUCACCAGCAGCCAGGUGAAUGUCCUGGAGACAGUGUUUCAGGUGAGCUGUUACCCAGGCAUCCAGCUGAGGGAGCAGCUGGCAGGGAGACUCAACCUGGACGAGGACCGAAUACAGAUCUGGUUUCAGAACCGACGAGCCAAAAUGAGGCGUUCACUCAGAGAAACCCGUCUGCGGCUGGUCCAGACGGCCGUGGCCGACCUCGGGGUCAGACCCCAGGUCGAAGGUCAACUGAAGGUCAAAUGUGACGUAGGAGAGGAAGACCUGGAGCGACUCGCCUCUCAUCUCUAA